GUGGCCUUGGCAGCUCAGAGCUAAACCACAAAGCCACACUGGGUAGCUAGGGCCUUUCCUAGUUGGUCUUAGGACACUGGAAUAAUUUCAUCAUUGAUUUCCUGACUUCCUCCUGGCUCAGUUUGAACAAAAAAUGAAUAUCAGCUGACCAAUUCAAAUGUAUAGUAGACAUUGACUUGGGUUUUCUGAGAAAUGUGAAAUAUAUGUGACAAUCAGGAGUGUCCCCCUCAUUCAUAGAUCUAGCAUGAUAUUAAUGCAAGAUAUAUUAUAAAGAAAAAUAGUUAUUUAGAUCUACACUCUGCUUAUUUAAUCUAGAAGGGCAUCUAUUUGUGCUUAAGUUCUGAAUAUAUGUGUCAUAGGCAGUGAAUAGAAAAAAAAUUAUAAGAAUUAGUAACAUGCAACACAGUCAGCCAAAUACUUAUGAAUAGCAAUCACUAAAGAGGCAAGGAAAUUUGCAGACCGAUUUUGUAAAUGGGUACAACUCAAAUAUUUUGAAGCCUAUCUCAGCCUCUACUUUCAUACUUUGCCCAAGACCCUGCUCUUUUCUAUGAUUCAUUAUCCUUUUUUUUGUCUCCAUUUUCUGUACUUUCACAAACAUUAGCAAUCAACAUUUACCUACUGGAAAACAAAAACAAAGAACGUGAGCUCAAACUUUGUCAGUUUCAUUUUAAUAAAUGUGUACCUGUAUCAUUUGUUCUCUAAAACUAGCCAUUCUCUAAAUGUUACUGUCCAUCUUAAACCCUUCAAUAGAUCCCUCCAUCUACACAAUAAAAUGCACCUUCCUUAGGAGCAAUGCAUGCUUUUUCCAUCAACGUCUGAUCCCUUUCUCUUUUUCUGUUCACGUCUUCAUCCACUCUCUUCCUUGCACUUCAUUAUCCAGGUUCACUACUUGAUUUAGUUCUGGUUACUUGUUUCUCAUAUCCAAGACUACAAUCUUUAACUACUUUUAGCUAGAAUUCUCUUUCCUCUUCAGAUUAACUGAUUUAUCUGGCUUCAGGAUUCUGCUCAGGACUCACGGCCUCAUGGAGAUUCUAUUUUCCUCUCCCAUGAAUCAACUAAAAUUAACUAGCUAUUCUCCUUCUGUCAAUUCACCUUCUUACAGCUUUGUUAACAUAUCCCUUACAUGUUGUAACAAGUAGAUUUUUGUAUCUGUUUUCUCAUGAAGGUUUUGACCUCCUUGUGGUCAUAUGCACCUUUUAUUUAUCAUUUUAUUCUGGAUAAUUUAGGAAAUGCCUGCAAAGAUAGAUAUUUAAUAUGAAAUACACUUUCCCCUAACAAACUUUAUGUUCACCUAUUUUCAGCAUUCUGAAUGCAGGGCUAUUCCUUGGAUCUAGUCAUCAUCCAGAAAUUCUCUUCUUUCUAAUGCUGAAAUUCCCAACUGAAAAAAAUCUGUUUUUGUACUUCUCAAAAUUGGUCUCUUAUUAGGCCAGGUCUUUGCCUUUCUUGCCAUCUCUAGUCAUUCAAGCCCGCUUUUUAGUAUGCUAGCUUAACCAGUACCUCAUGGUUUGCCAUUUUUAACACAAACGCUAUUAAUCCCAACCCUACCCUAACAAUUCUCUUAACCUAUUGAUACUAAAUCUCCGCCAUCUUGCCAUCCAUCUACUUAGAUAAAAAAUCUGAUAUAUAAUCUCAUAUAAGUCAUAAUUAUUGCUUGUGGAUUUGUUAUUCAUUUUCAUUUUCACAUAAACCAAAAAUUUCUACUGUUUCAAAAUUACAUAUAUUUAACAUGUACAGCAUGAUGUUUUGAUACUUAUAUAGUGAAAUGAUUCCUGUAGCCAAGCAAAUUAAUAAGUCCAUCACCUCACAUAGGUUACCCUUUUUAUCUUGUGGUAAGAACACCUAAAAUCUACUUUCAGCAAAUUUUUAUUAUAUAAUAAAAUAUUAAUGAUUAUCAUCCUCACAGUGUACAUUACAUGUCUAAACUUAUUCAUCCUACAUAACGGCAGCUUUGUUUCCUUUGACCUACAUCUCCUUAUCUAUCUCCCACCCUGAACCCCUGAUACCCAUCAUUCUACUCUUUGUUUCUAUAUAUUCAACUUUUGAAACAAGAUUCCACAUAUAAAUAACAUUGUGUAAUAUCUGUUCUUCUGUAUCUGGCUUAGUUCACUUAAAGAUUCAACUAUGUAUAACCAUGUCCUUCAAUUUCAGUUGAGAACUCCCGCUUUCACCUCACUAGAAAAUUAAGACCAUUCAACAUCAACUUCUCUACCUUUUAUCUCAAACAUGUAUUAUAUCUGUUUAUCUUCUUCCUUUUUUGUUUUCUUAGGAAAACUGGUACAUUUUUUAUAGGUCUUAUUCUUUUCACCAUGACUCUAUGGGAACUUGUUCCAUUAAUUUACUCCAACUUCUUUGGUAUGUUUCAACUCUCUCCUUAGUGGCCUCUUUCUUGUAAGCUACAAGUCUUCCUUACCCUAAAAAUACCUUCCCGUGGUUCUGACUAUCCCUGUAUACCUAGUCACAAUCUUAUAGUUCUCCUUGUCUCCUUUUCUAAAUUUCUCAGAAGGGCAGUAUACGUAAGUUGCUUUCAAUUCCUCACAAAUUACUUACUUCUUAACAAUUUGGAGUGUAUCUCAAUCAUCUGUGUAGCAUUUCACUGUUGACUUUCAGUUUCUUCCUCUAGCAAUGCAGGGUAUCAAGGAGAAGGGACGGACUCUGUACUCUCUUCUUCUCGAUACUGUGUUUUUUUGUUUUGUUUUGUUUUGUUUUUUUCUAUGUCCUUUCACUAUACCAGUCCCUGUAAACGAAAGGAUACUUGAAUUUUGUUUUGUACAAUUUCUUUUCUCACUUGAUACUCUUUCCCUAGAGACGUUCACUUACUCCUUUGAGGGGAGAAAUUACCUUUAAAAACUAUACUCAUGAUUAUUUCUUGAGUAUCACAUUUAAUUUAAAACAUCUUCUGGACACCUUCAAAUUUAUCAUGUACGAGAUUUUACUCAGUGUUUCAUUUCUAAUUUCAGCCUGGUUUCAUAUCUUGAUUUAUAACAUGGCUAACUUUUCAGUCACUCAGGAAUAAUAUAUUAAUUCAUUUCCCCAAUUUUUCACAUUUCUCACAUUUUAAUGAGACGUUUGUCUUUCUAUUGCCUAAGAUGCCCAGGACCACUUCCCUACUUGAGAUCAUCAUAAUGUCUGUCUUAGGCUACUGUAAUAACAUCACAUAACAACUUCCUUUACUAGGUUACCUGAGUUACUGUCAUAAAGUUAUAGAAUCCAAGAAAUUUUACAAUCCAUUUUUCUUUCAAAUCUCUAAUAUAUUUGCUUCUAGUGAAUUAUGUCACAGUGCAUGUCUGACAUGCACAGUCAUCCAUGAUCUGAUGACUCUGCAAUUGUAACUUGUAUUGUAUGCUCUCUGAAUAUCCCCAAACUUGGUAUAUUGCUCUUUCAGUUCCUGUGUUUUCUUCAGCCAAAAUACCUAUCCCCAUUUAAUCAUCUCUCAAUAUUCUACUCAUUCUCUAAGGCUCAACUAGAAGAGCAGUUCCUUAAUGGCAAGCUCCCCUGCCACACUCAGCACAGAGGCCUUACUUUUCCAAUUCAGGCAUAAUUAAAUUCUACAUAUUUCCACCAAAUGCUACAUUGAUAGAUAAAUUUUAUUUUAAAAAUCAGGGGGUUAAAACAUGGGCUCUGGGACUCACAUGUGAUCAACCAGAAUCACAUGUAGUCAGACAACCUGGGUCCAAAUGAUAUCUUUGCCAUUAACAAUAUAGUUUUGAGCAAGUUACUUAAUCUUUUGGCAUCUCUGUUUUCUCAACCUAAGUAUGGAGAGGAGAGCUACCUCAAGAUGUUCUUGUGAAGAUUAUACAAGAUAACGUCUUUGCUUAGUGCUUGGCAAAGGGUUAGAACUAAGUAAAAAAUAACCAUCAUUAAUAUUAUCAUAAUUAUGCUUGACAUGAAAAGAGAUAAUCAAUAUUAAAAGGUAAAUAAAACUCUGUGAUACUUUGCAAAAUUUUUAUUACAGAUUUACUGAAGAUUUUGCCUUUACUAGCCACCCAGAUUCCUUCUUUGAGUUGUUUCAUUACAGAGGAAAGUUUAUUUAUCUUGUGUAUAAAAUAUUUGUUUUAACUAAAUAAUUUAUAUAUUUUUUCCAAAUCAAGUGGCCCUGGGAGAAAAACAGUUUGCCUCAAAUAACAGUUUGCCAUCACGGACUUGUUAUCUUGUCAGUUUUUCAUUUCAACAUAAAGCACUGACAACUGCUCAGGUUCACAUGAAACUGUGGCCUUUGUGAAGCCCUGUGUAUCUCUAGCGUUCACACACAAUUUUCCCACAACUGAAAUCUCAAGGCCCCACUAAGCCCUAAAGAGAUCUAAUUAUGUCCAUAAUAACUUGGGGACAGGGCCAGAGGGUCACUGUCCUCCAGUCAUUGUCUGUUGUUAUUGAACAGUUGCAUUUCCUGGACAGGUUUCCUUUAUCAACUUGUGAAUUGUUCCCUUGUUACAAUGAUCCCCAGAAUUUGUGGGGACAUAUAAUAGGCAGAAAUCAUUUUCUAAUCAUGUGGACUUCUUAGAAUUAAAGCUCACUGUUGAUCUUAUUUCAAACCACAAAAUUAGCAUGUCGUUAAAUAUUGUAUAUAAACAGCCACAGAAGCUGAUAGACCAUCAUCUGUCCAGCACUACCUUCACUUCUCUUCAAUCUUGGAAAAACGGACUUAGUAGCCAUGAAGGUCAUCAUUCUUUCCUGCCUGGUGGCUCUUGCUCUUGCAAGGGAGAAGGAACAAUCCAGUGCAUCCUUUGAGACUGUAGAAAAUCUUUCAAGCAGUGAGGAAUCUAUUACACAAUACAAGCAGACAGUUGAGAAGGUUAAACAUGAGGACCAGCAGCAAAGAGAGGAUGAACGCCAGGAUAAAAUCGAUCCCUCUUUCCAGCCACAGCCUCUGAUCUAUCCAUUCGUUGAGCCUAUCCCCUAUGGUUUUCUUCCACAAAACAUUCUGCCUCUUGCUCAGCCUGCUGUGGUGCUGCCUGUCCCUCAGCCUGAAAUAAUGGAAGUCCCUAAAGCUAAAGACACUAUUUACACUAAAGGCAGAGUGAUGCCCAUCCAUAAAUCUCCAAUGAUGCCCUUUUUUGAGCCUCAAAUCCCAAAACUCACUGAUCUUGAAAAUCUGCAUCUUCCUCUGCCUCUGCUCCAGCCCUUGAUGCACCAGGUCCCUCAGCCUAUUCCUCAGACUCUUGCGCUUCCCCCUCAGCCCCUGUGGUCUGUUCCUCAGCCCAAAGUCCUGCCUAUCCCCCAGCAAGUGGUGCCCUACCCUCAGAGAGCUGUGCCUGUUCAAGCCCUUCUGCUCAGCCAAGAACUUCUACUUGAUCCCACCCGCCAGAUCUACCCUGUGACUCAGCCACUUGCCCCAGUUCAUAACCCCAUUAGGGUCUAAGAGGAUUUCAAAAUUAAUUUUCCCUCCUCAUUUUUGAAUUGAUUGAGACUGGAAAUAUGAUGCCUUUUUCACCUUUGUAUCAUGUUAUCCCUAAUUAAGUAUGUUUGAAUGAGUUUAUAUGGAAAAAAACUUUAUUCCUUUAUUUAUUUUAUAUAUUAUAUGUCAUUCAUUUAAUUUGAAAUUUGACUCAUGAACUAUUUACAUUUUCCAAAUUUUAAUUCAACUAGUACCACAGAAGUUCAAUAUUCAUUCGGAAAUGCUACAAACAUAUCAAACAUAUAUAUACAAAUUGUUUCUGGAAUUGUGCUUAUUAUUAUUUCUUGAAGAAUCUAUUUCCUUUCCAGUCAUUUCAAUAAAUUAUCCUUAAGCAUA
Molecule: messenger RNA, 5728 nt
Organism: Macaca mulatta (Rhesus monkey)
Lineage: Eukaryota; Metazoa; Chordata; Mammalia; Primates; Cercopithecidae
Gene: CSN2
Product: casein beta
Cellular component (GO): extracellular region
Source: RefSeq, a predicted model, not a curated record